AUGUCUGUGGAGUCCUAUCUGCCCAGCUGCCUCAUCGCGGAGGCUUUAGCUGUAGUAUGUGCCGGCGCAUUUGGACUCGCAAAGGGAAGUCGGGCUGCAGCAGCUGCAAGCCUGCUCUGCGCUGCUCUUCUGGUUGUGUUUAGACAGGCUGCGCUGGCUGCCGGUGGGGUGACAGCAGUUUUGGCCGUGGCCACGUACUACAAGUACAACUGCAUCUGUGCAGCAGAGAGCAACAAGACGUUGGAAAUGGCACGCCAGAUGAAGAUCAGCCUCAUGACGGAAGAGGAAGAGGCGUUUCAAACAGCCUCGAAAAAGAUCUACCGGGCCCUGGCCAUCUCCAGCGCCAUCUUGUGUUGCUGCUGCCUCCUCCAAGCCCUGCUGAGCUGA
Messenger RNA from Symbiodinium pilosum, 387 nucleotides. The record is from the annotation of a GenBank genome assembly. Lineage: Eukaryota; Dinophyceae; Suessiales; Symbiodiniaceae.